Molecule: messenger RNA, 1751 nt
Organism: Aspergillus novofumigatus IBT 16806
Lineage: Eukaryota; Fungi; Ascomycota; Eurotiomycetes; Eurotiales; Aspergillaceae
Product: FAD-dependent oxidoreductase
Exons: 5
Coding region: 331-1563 (410 amino acids)
Molecular function (GO): FAD binding
Source: RefSeq, a predicted model, not a curated record
GUAUCAGCAGGUAUAGUAUAGUCUCACUUUGACUCCGCAACUGAGGCUGGGUUGUAUUUGCAUGCUGGACUGCUCCAAAGUAAGUGGUCCAUAAGUGAAGAGUCGUGAGAGAGCAUUUUCUGUGAGGGGUAAAGAUCGCCUUCAACGAACGCAGCUGGCUGAAUUGAAGGAAGGAAACAUGGAGUGGAGUCGUCGAAAUUCUCGAGAGCGAUUGAUAGCAGAAAGAAAAAGCCGCGGCUAUAAGAUGCCCUGAACAGAUCCUCUGUCACGGCUGAUCAGGGAACACAAGGGAAGCAAAAUCAUCUGGAAGUGAUCAAACAAGCUAGCACGAUGGCAAACCAGGCGGGAGAAUCAUUUCACGUUUUAAUCCUAGGAGCAGGCUCAGCUGGAAUGCUGAUAGCACAUGGUUUACAGAAGCGAGGAAUAUCAUACACGAUCUAUGAACGUGACAGCGCCCCUGCUUCGCGAGCUAGGGAUUGGAAUUUUGGUAUCUAUUGGGCUCAGGAUGCUCUGAAGGCUUGUCUCCCAGUCGAACUGUACAGCCAAAUUAGGGAUGCGCAGAUUGACGCGCACGUUCCCUCAGACAAAGACGUUCUGAGAGUCUACAAUGGUGCCACGGGAGAAGUCAUGACAGAUAUCCCAGUCCCUUACAAUCUGCGGCUGCAGAGGCGCAAGUUCAUCAACCUGAUUGCUCAAGGCAUCAAUGUUCAGUACAAUAAAAAGGCCAUGGGAAUCCGUACCUCCGAACAGAAAGUGGUGGUCGAGUUUGACGACGGUACUGAGGUCUCAGGCCAUCUCCUUAUCGGUUGUGAUGGCGCUCACUCCCGGGUUCGACAAUUCCUCUUUGGCUCGAAAGAGGCUGCUUUGACCCAGCUGCCUUACACUGCGAACCACAUGGUCACGCGAUUGCCCCGAGAGGUUGCGAUGCGACUCAUAGAAAUGGCACCCAGGUAUUCAUGCUCGGUGCACCCGGCUGGAUGGUUCUGCUGGCAUGGCUUGCAUAGCAAAAACGACUCUGAAGAUCCGGCAGACUGGGAAUUUCUCCUCAGUCAAUCCUGGAAAGGCCCCGCGAAAGGUGUGGAAACAGUCGCUAAUGUCCGGGAGAGGGGUUUAUCGUUUUUUGAGCCUCUGAAAUCUGUGUUUUUGGGGAUCCCCGACGACACGCCUAUCUGGGAGAUCCCGUUGGCAUGCUGGGAAACGAAGCCGUGGGACAACCGCAGUGGGACCGUGACUCUUGCGGGUGACGCGGCUCAUCCGAUGACGUUCCACCGUGGACAAGGUCUGAACAACGCUAUCUUAGAUGCUGCCCGAAUUUGCGCCGCUUUCGACAACAACUUCGACGGUAGUACGAAUUCUACGGCUCGACUACUGCAGGACUACGAGUCCGACGUUUGGAUACGGGGAAAGGAAGCGGUCGAACUAUCGCGCGAGAACACUGAGCAGGUCCACGACAUUUCUCGUUGGGAAACGUCAAUCCUGAAGGCCAAGGGAGCCAGUGCCGAGGACAGAGAAAAGGCUUCACAUCUGGCUGUAAAUGCGCAAAGCGGUCAGGCUAUUGCCUAAGUGCAUCGGCCAGGUCGAUGAGAUGAUUCUUUCGUAAAAGGUCGAUUGAAAUUUUUAAGCAAGCCGGCGCGCAGAAAUACAGGGAAAGAUUCGGGAAAGCAGAGCACAUGUUGUUGUCAUGAAUACGGACAAAUUACUUGCAUAACUUGGUGCUUCAAUCCCAUCCAAUUGCAGCUUUUCACUGUGUU